Molecule: messenger RNA, 3780 nt
Organism: Ahaetulla prasina
Lineage: Eukaryota; Metazoa; Chordata; Lepidosauria; Squamata; Colubridae
Product: transmembrane protein 17A-like
Exons: 5
Coding region: 88-738 (216 amino acids)
Biological process (GO): non-motile cilium assembly
Cellular component (GO): ciliary transition zone
Source: RefSeq, a predicted model, not a curated record
CAACUUCCCUCUGGCUCUCUGGAAGGCUUGGUGACUUUUGGUCUCUCUCUCUCUCUCUCCAGCAGCCGCCAGACCUAGGACAGCAGCAUGGCUGAGGUCUACCAGCUAGGCUGCCUCAAAAGGCCCCUUCCUGAAAUGUACGCAGAGUUGGCCCAGCUGAGGGAGGUUUCCUACUUGCCUGGCCUGGCCGUGGGGAGACAGAGGACAGGACGACCACAUCUGGAGCACGGCCAGACACACAACGGCCACACGGUGCUCUCCAGCCUGCCCCUUCAGAUGCUACUCUAUUUCAACGUCUUCUUUCUCCCCUUUUGGGGUCUGUCGGAGGCUAUUAUGCUGGAGCUGAAGUUUAGCUUGCUACCCCUUUAUUACCAAUGUUUGCUGGUUGCUGCAUACCUGACAAUUGUCGGAGUGGAAUCCGCCCGCCUCUUCCUUGGAUACGUUGGGAAUUUGCAAGAAAAGGUUCCACAGCUGGCUGGAUUCCUCCUCCUGUCUUUCGUCAUUGAGAUGCCCGUCUUGCUGUUCAUCCUGACGGACCAUCAGGUGAUCCGGAUGCCUCUGGAAAUGGCGGUGCACGGCGUCCUCCUCUGCUUCCUCACCUCGGAAAUUGUGGCCGCUUCCUUUGCCCUCAAAGACAUGGCCAAGCACCUGGCCAGGCAGUUCUACCUGAUGCAGUUUGAAGGGCGUCCGGGCAGAGUAAGGCACCAGGAGUUCUGUGAGGGGAACCAACAGCUCUGAACAUGCCCCAGUUUAAGUGCAGGGGCACUAACCGUCCACUUCCUUCAAGAAAGAGGAGUCUCUGCCAGAAUUAAAAGCGACUUUGGACCAGGGAUGGGGUGGACUCUGGGAACGUCGGUUCCUCUCAGUUUCUUUUCUGGUAAAGUCUGUUCGUUUUGGUUUUACUAGUUUUUCAUUUCUGCAAAUCCAACAUUCUGCAAGUCUAACAAAAUGAAAUUCAAUGUAGAGAAAAAUAAAGUCUUACAUUUAGGCAAGAAAAACCAAAAAUGCCCAUAUAGACUGAGUGAAACCAGGCUUAAUAGCAAUAACUGUGAGAUCUUGGGAGUCUUAGUGGACAAUCAGUUAAACAUGAGCCAACAGUGUGCAGCAGCAGCCAAAACAGCCAAUGCAAUCCUAAACUCCAUUAACAGAGGGAUUCAAUCAAGAUCAAGUGAAGCACUAAUAUCACUCUAUAAAGCCUUGGUAAAGACCACACCUAGAAUACUGCAUCCAUUCUAUUGGUCAGUGUAAUUUGUAUAAUAACACACUGGAGAAGUCUCUCUGUCCUAAGAUAUGCCCUUGCCUGCAGCCAAUGGAACUAUUAUCUUCCACUGCUGUGAAAAGAAUCACAAUGACCUAGAAAUGCAGAUGACUUGCAAUGUCCCUCUUUCCUUGGCCCAAAAUAUAGCCAAGGGUUCCAUGUUGGGUUGGGCAGUGCAAGAUCCCAAUUUUUUAUGUUCCUGAUCAUUGCAAAUUUCUGUUUUGUAAUCCGAAAGGCCAAAGCAAGCACUGAUUCAGGGAUUCUCCAGUCCUGAAAACCACCACCAGGAGCAGCAGCAGACAACAAACACAUCCUGCUCAACUGCCAGCUGGUGCUUAAAACAUUUGCUAGGCCAAUUUUUGAAUACAGCUCGCCUGUCUGGAACCCAUUCCACAUUUCUGACAUCGAACGUGUCCAGAAAUAUUUUACAAGAAGAGUUCUCCAUUCCUCUGAAAACAACAAAAUAUCUUAUCCCACCAGACUUGAAACCCUAGGUUUAGAAAACUUAGAACUCCGCUGCCUUCAACAAGACCCAAGUUUAACUCAUAGAAUCAUCUAUUGUAACGUCCUUCCUGUUAAAGACUACUUCAGCUUCAAUUGCAAUAACACAACAGCAACCAAUAGAUUCAAACUUAAUGUUAACCGCUUCAAACUUGAUUGCAGAAAAUAUGACUUCUGUAACAGAAUCAUCAGUGCUUGGAAUAUUUUACCUGACUCUGUGGUCUCUUCUCAUAAUCCCAAAAGCUUUAACCAAAAACUCUCUACUAUUGACCUCACCCCAUUCCUAAGAGAACCAUAAGGGGCGUGCAUAAGAGCAUAAAAGUGCUACCGUUCCUGUCCUAUUGUUUUUUUUAAUUCUUAUACAUAUAUGCUUAUACUUCCUCAUAUUUCCUCAUAUAUACGUUUAUAUACUAUACAAUCAUUUUGUGUGAUGCUUGUGUAUAUUGUUGUAACAAAAAUAAACAAAUAAUAAUGAUAAAAAAGGCAAAGAUGCCUCAGGCACUUUCCCUGGGCUGUGGACAAAUGCCUGUCCAACCAGCGAUGGCCCUUGGAAUGCUGGGAGUUGAAGUCCAGGAUACUGGCAGGCCAUAUAUUGGACCAGGUUGGUCUGAGACAAUAAAAACUGCCACCAUUCUCUUCUUCCAGUGCAAGAAGGAAAAGCUGCAAGGACUAUUAGCCUGCUAAAAUUGGGGCAGCUGAGGCAAGCAGCUACACUUGCAGGGGUCUCCAACCUUGGUCCCUUUAAGACUUGUGGACUUCAACUCCCAGAGUUCCUCAGCCAACACUCUAGAUCAGGGGUCUCCAGCCUUGGUCCCUUUAAGACUUGUGGACUUCAACUCCCAGAGUUCCUCAGCCAGCACUCUAGAUCAGGGGUCUCCAGCCUUGGUCCCUUUAAGACUUGUGGACUUCAACUCCCAGAGUCCCUCAGCCAGCACUCUAGAUGAGGGGUCUCCAGCCUUGGUCCCUUUAAGACUUGCGGACUUCAACUCCCAGAGUCCCUCAGCCAGCACUCUAGAUGAGGGGUCUCCAGCCUUGGUCCCUUUAAGACUUGCGGACUUCAACUCCCAGAGUCCCUCAGCCAGCACUCUAGAUGAGGGGUCUCCAGCCUUGGUCCCUUUAAGACUUGCGGACUUCAACUCCCAGAGGACUUGGGAGUUGAAGUCCACAAGUCUUAAAGGGACCAAGGUUGGAGACCCCUGUUCUAGUCCAAGUCCCUGCUCAAGCAGGAGACUCGGCCUAGACCAAGGGUCUGCAAACUUGGCUCUUUUAAGACUUGUGGACUUCAACUCCCAGAGUUCCUCAGCCAGCACUCUAGAUCAGGGGUCUCCAGCCUUGGUCCCUUUAAGACUUGUGGACUUCAACUCCCAGAGUUCCUCAGCCAGCACUCUAACAUAACAUAUAACAUAACAUAACAUAACAUAACAUAACAUAACAUAACAUAACAUAACAUAACAUUAGAGUUGGAAGGGACCUUGGAGGCCUUCUAGUCCAACCCCCUGCCCAGGCAGGAAACCCUACACCAUCUCAGUCAGAUGGUUAUCCAACAUUUUCUUAAAAAUUUCCAGUGUUGGAGCAUUCACAACUUCUGAAGGCAAGUCGUUCCACUUAUUAAUUGUUCUAACUGUCAGGAAAUUUCUCCUUAGUUCUAAGUUGCUUCUUUCCUUGAUCAGUUUCCACCCAUUGCUUCUUGUUCUACCCUCAGGUGCUCUGGAGAACAGCCCAACUCCCACUUCUCUGUGGCAGCCCCUGAGAUAUUGGAACACUGCUAUCAUGUCUCCCCUAGUCCUUCUUUUUGUUAAACUAGACAUACCCAGUUCCUGCAACCGUUCUUCAUAUGUUUUAUCCUCCAGUCCCCUAAUCAUCUUUGUUGCUCUUCUCUGCACUCUUUCUAGAGUCUCAACAUCUUUUUUACAUCGUGGCGACCAAAACUGGAUGCAAUAUUCCAAGUGUGGCCUUACCAAGGCAUUAUAAAGUGGUACUAGCACUUCACGUGAUCUUGAUUCUAUCCCUCUGUUUAUGCA